AUGGGGUCGGAGGUUGUGGGCACGGAAGUGUUCCUAUUUCCACUUAGCUUUGAGGUGAGAAAAAUACCUCUCACUGCUGUAAAAUGACCAAUGAGUGACACGCAGUACACAACCUGAUACAUGCUAACACACACACUCCUUCAUCAAUGCACCACACACACAAACACACGGAUCAGGUGGACACUCUUUUUGGUGGACUUCUAGGGUCACACUCACUGCUGUAAAAAGUCUGGGAAUUGUUGGACUUCCCUGAGGAAGAAUAGUCCAACAUUUCCCAUGUAGCCUGUCCCUAUCCGUGUUGACUCCUGUUUACCAUGUCACCAUUGCAGCACAACCUCGGAGGACCUAAAAGGACCUAUGUUAGCUUAGGAGUUUUUCCCAACCAUGUGAACUGACCAGGGAUAUCCCUUCCGAGUUGCCUUAUCAAGUCAUUCAAUACUUUGAAGUACUAGCCUAGCUAUUGUAAAAUGGUAUGUAAAUAAAUGAAGCUGCUGCGGUUCAAAGGCUUGGCAGGAAACCUACUGUAAACCCCAGAGAACCUCAGAAAGCAGCAAUUACACUGCUCAAAAAAAUAAAGGGAACACUAAAAUAACACAUCCUAGAUCUGAAUGAAUGAACUAAUCUUAUUAAAUACUUUUUUCUUUACAUAGUUAAAUGUGCUGACAACAAAAUCACACAAAAAUUAUCAAUGGAAAUCAAAUGUGUCAACCCAUGGAGGUCUGGAUUUGGAGUCACACUCAAAAUUAAAGUGGAAAACCACACUACAGGCUGAUCCAACUUUGAUGUAAUGUCCUUAAAACAAGUCAAAAUGAGGCUCAGUAGUGUGUGUGGCCUCCACGUGCCUGUAUGACCUCCCUACAAUGCCUGGGCAUGCUCCUGAUGAGGUGGCGGAUGGUCUCCUGAGGGAUCUCCUCCCAGACCUGGACUAAAGCAUCCGCCAACUCCUGCACAGUCUGUGGUGCAACGUGGCGUUGGUGGAUGGAGCGAGACAUGAUGUCCCAGAUGUGCUCAAUUGGAUUCAGGUCUGGGGAAUGGGCAGGCCAGUCCAUAGCAUCAAUGCCUUCCUCUUGCAGGAACUGCUGACACACUCCAGCCACAUGAGGUCUAGCAUUGUCUUGCAUUAGGAGGAACCCAGGGCCAACCGCACCAGCAUAUGGUCUCACAAGGGGUCUGAGGAUCUCAUCUCGGUACCUAAUGGCAGUCAGGCUACCUCUGGCGAGCACAUAGAGGGCUGUGCGGCCCCCCAAAGAAAUGCCACCCCACACCAUGACUGACCCACCGCCAAACCGGUCAUGCUGGAGGAUGUUGCAGGCAGCAGAACGUUCUCCACGGCAUCUCCAGACUCUGUCACGUCUGUCACAUGUGCUCAGUGUGAACCUGCUUUCAUCUGUGAAGAGCACAGGGCGCCAGUGGCGAAUUUGCCAAUCUUGGUGUUCUCUGGCAAAUGCCAAACGUCCUGCACGGUGUUCGGCUGUAAGCACAACCCCCACCUGUGGACAUUGGGCCCUCAUACCACCCUCAUGGAGUCUGUUUCUGACCGUUUGAGCAGACACAUGCACAUUUGUGGCCUGCUGGAGGUCAUUUUGCAGGGCUCUGGCAGUGCUCCUCCUGCUCCUCCUUGCACAAAGGCGGAGGUAGCGGUCCUGCUGCUGGGUUGUUACCCUCCUACGGCCUCCUCCACGUCUCCUGAUGUACUGGCCUGUCUCCUGGUAGCGCCUCCAUGCUCUGGACACUACGCUGACAGACACAGCAAACCUUCUUGCCACAGCUCGCAUUGAUGUGCCAUCCUGGAUGAGCUGCACUACCUGAGCCACUUGUGUGGGUUGUAGACUCCGUCUCAUGCUACCACUAGAGUGAAAGCACCGCCAGCAUUCAAAAGUGACCAAAACAUCAGCCAGGAAGCAUAGGAACUGAAAAGUGGUCUGUGGUCACCACCUGCAGAACCACUCCUUUAUUGGGGGUGUCUUGCUAAUUGCCUAUAAUUUCCACCUGUUGUCUAUUCCAUUUGCACAACAGCAUGUGAAAUGUAUUGUCAAUCAGUGUUGCUUCCUAAGUGGACAGUUUGAUUUCACAGAAGUGUGAUUGACUUGGAGUUACAUUGUGUUGUUUAAGUGUUCCCUAUAUUUUUUUGAGCAGUGUAUUUUGUAUUUCUCUUCAGAAAGUAUGAACUCACCCCAUCAAGUAGGUGGCGGCAUGCACCUCUAACGUUGUUUGCGGACCGCCAUAAUACCAUAGAAGAAGAAGAAGAAGAAGAAGAAGAAGAAGAAGAAGAAGAAGAAGAAGAAGAAGAAGAAGAAGAAGAAGAAGAAGAAGAAGAAGAAGAAGAAGAAGAAGAAGAAGAAGAAGAAGAAGAAGAAGAAGAAGAAGAAGAAGAAGAAGACACGUAGGGCACCAGAUGCAACUGCCAUUUUUCGGGUGGGGAGAGAGGGAGAGAGGGAGAGAGGGAGGAGGAAGAAAAGGCUUGGCUUGAAGCGCUGGGCAUCUUGUGAUGACAUUCAUUAUCUGAAUUAGGCCCACAGAAUUAUACCUAUGGAGGAGAGGCUUCUAUGGAGGAACUUUGAAUGUCUUUGAACUUCAGAGUUGGCUUAAUGUUGGACCAGAGAAGCUAACUUGCUAACAAGCUUGUGUGUGCGGAGCGGAGCGGAACCAGAAUUAAAAACACGUCUUACCUUUUUGUAGAUAAUAAAUCCAAUGUGAAAUGUAAUAACUAUAGUAUCCCUAACUAGCAUUUAAAAGUUAAUCCAUUCUUCUCUAAUUAAAAAUCUCUCUCCCUAUCUUCUUAAUCACGCUUGUAAUGUCAGUAGGCUAUAGCUAUGCUUUGGAGGGGGAGGGGCAGGUAGCCUACACACACACACACUGGCAAAGAUUUUCAGGUGUCAGGCAGACACUGGAAGAAAUUCUGAUUGACAGAGGGAGGGCUUUGCAUAGGCACUUUGUUGCGUUUUUUUGUGGGACUGGAGAAAAAAAAUCCUGAACGUAAAAUAACAUUAUUAACCGGUUCCCAUGCCUUUAAAAUAAUGGUUCUGUUAUUUUAAAAGCAUGUUUUUUUUUUUAUAGAAACAGAUCUUGCCUCUCUCUAGUCAGCAGGAAGCAGAUUGUGCAGUCAACCUUUCUACCUGUUGUUGAUUAUGGUGAUACUAUUUAUCAAAGUGCAGCUGCUACUACUCUUAAACCCCUGGAGGCCGUUUAUCAUAGCGCCCUUCGCUUUAUCACAGGAGACAGUUUUAUUACUAUACACUGCAUUCUUUACCAAAAGGUUGGCUGGACCUCUUUAAAGUUAAGUAGAUCACAUCAUUACGCUCUUUUUGUUUACAAAGCCCUGCUCCACAAGCUUCUGACUUACCUAAUGCCACUGUUAGAUAAAAAAAAAGUUAACAGGGUUGGCUAACUUUGGAGACUUCUUUUGUGUCUACAGAGUUAGGUAAAUCGGCCUUUAAUCUCCAAAAUACCUUUCGAUUGUAUGCUUUGAAGUCCUUAGGGCAAUUCAGACAGCUGACAGAGGAUUUUUAUAAUGAAAAAUGUGUUUGUUUUAAUUGACUUAAUGUGUAUUUAAUGUGUAUAUUGUCUAUAUUUAUGUUUAUAUAUACUUGCCUGUUGUAUGUGCUUGUUUUUGUAUUGUGCGGGGCUCAUUUGUGAAAGAGACUUUGGUCUCAAUAUGACUUCCCUGUUGAAGUAAAGGUAAAUAGUUCCGUAACAGUAUAGAUCACUUUCGUUCCAUGUUCUGAUUAUUUUCCUUGAAAAUGUUUGUUAUUUUCCAGUUUUCUGUUCUGUUCCCUGAACCGGUUCCAACCCCUGGUGUGUGCACAGUGGGCGCUGCAACCUGGACUCAGGGUGGACGUAACACAGUAAACGUAAUUCUGGGAUACUCCAAAUAGUAUGCUAUGUUACGCUUUGUAUGCUAUGUAUUAAUUUGUGGAUGUCCAUCAUCCAUUUCGUAUGAUUUGUUACAAAUUUACAAAACGUAUGAUACUGUAUGUUACGAAUUCCAAUUUGUUGUGGCUAACGUUAGCUAGGUGGCUAACAUUAGCUAGGUGGUUAACGUUAGCUAGGGUAGGGGUUAGGGUUAGGAGUUAGGUUAGCUAACAAGCUAAGUAGUUGCAAAGUUGCUAAUUAUCUAAAGUUGUUAGUGAUGAGAUUUGAACACGCAACCUUUGGGUUGCUAGACAUUCGCAUUAUACGCCCAACCAUCCAACCACACUACUUUCGGUUUUGCCUUAAGUAGCCUUCUGUCUUACGUAACCAUAACAAACGUAACCUAUCAUAAACAUUUUAGUUCCCCAGAUUUACAUUUACUAUUUUACGUCUAGUCUAUGAGACCAAGCUGGGCAAUUACUUCACACUGGAAGAAGUUUAGCUACACUAAAGCUACCCUUAAGAAAUAUAUAGUUUACUUAAAGCUGCAAUACCUAACUUUUUGGGUGACCUGACCAAAUUCACAUAGAAAUGUGAGAUAGAUCUGUCGUUAUAGAUCUGUCGUUCUUAUUGAAAGUAAGUCUAAGAAGAGGUAUAUCUGUUCUAUGUACGCUAUUUCUAUGCUUCCCGUUCUUUUACUUUUGAUUUUGUACACCAGCUUCAAACAGCUGAUAAUACAUAUUUUUGAUUAUUGAAAAUAUAUUUCACAGCGGUUUAGAUGGUACAAUGAUUCUCUACACUAUACUUGCUUGUUUUGUCACAUAAACUGAAAUUAGGCACACUAUAAAACAUUUAGCAACAAGGAAAUGGCGGAACGAUUUCUGCAUAUUGCACCUUUAACUAAAGUUACUUUGAAAAAGUAGUUCAGUACAUCCAAACUACUUCGGAAAAAUUAUAAUAUGUAGGCCUAAAUCUGAAAUAGCUAUUUGCACGGGACUAGUAUUACUAGAGAACGUGGUCAUGUAAUUUUUACAGCAGAAUGUCUGUUGUUCCAGAGGACGAUUCGGACGGUGUGUUUUUUCAAAACUGCCCCCUGUAAUUAUAAAUUUUUUGACAAUUAUGAAGGAAGCCUACAGGUUUUUAUUUUAGGUGUGAAGAUAUUUCAACAUAUCCAAGUGAUAACAGGCUACACUAAUAACUCGAGCUUGGCUCCCAAGUUUCUAAACCAUACCAAACCAUCUUUAGUAUAAUGUUGCCAUAAUAAAGUGUGAUCAUAAUCAUUAGGGUAUUUUAGCGAUCCACAGUAGAAGACGUUCUAAUUGCCCCGCAGCCUGCAGAUGUGAGCUAAACAGCGCACUUGCGAUGCGUUUUUAGGCUAUGGAUGAGAAAGUGAACUCCAAAAGUUUAGCUCAGUUGUAAUGCUGCUUUGCGAUCUAUUAACAGCAAGCGUUGCAUCAAAUAGGCGCAAUGUUUUUUUACUGAAGCAUUUGGCGAUGUUCAAUUCAUCGGCACAAAACGUAUAAACAAAAGCAUUCACUGUGAAAGUUGAUACAUGUAGGUCCUUCAUAUGUACAAAUCAUUAAGACCUUCCUAAUAUAGAGUUGCACUCCCCACCCCCUUCCACUUUUGCCCUCAGAACAGCCUCAAUUCGUCUGGGCAUGGAGUCUACAAGGUGUCGAAAGUGUUCUACAGGGAUGCUGGCCCAUGUUGACUCCAAUGCUUCCCACAGUUGUGCCAAGUUGGCCGGAUAUCCUUUGGGUGGUGGACCAUUCCUGAUACACUCAGGAAACUGUUGAGCAUGAAAAACCCAGCAGCAUUGCAGUUCUUGACAAAACCGGUGCACCUGGCACCUACUACCAUACCCUGUUCAAAGGCUCUUAUAGUCAAUCUUUUGUCUUGCCCAUUCAUGAAUGGCACACAUACACAAUCCAUGUCUAAAUUGUCUCAAGGCUUAAAAAUCCUUCUUUAACUUGUCUCCUUCCCUUCAUUUACACUGAUUGAAGUGGAUUUAACAAGUGGCAUCAAUAAGGGAUCAUAGCUUUCACCUGGAUUCACCUGGUCAGUCUAUGUCAUGGAAAGAGCAGGUGUUGUUAAUGUUUUGUACACUAGCGUGGAACCCCAUAUUAUCGGCAUAUUCAACAGCGUUUAAGAAAUAUAUUACCUUCAACAGUGUUAUCUUGUGAUCAAGCCAUCAAUGUUAUGUGAUUAUUGGUGUCGUAAAGAUGUUAGCUAACGGGUUAGCAAUUAGCAAGUUUGACAUUUCAGUGGAAAUACUACUAUUAUCAGUUUUUUGAUAAGCGGUUUAGCAAAAAAAUACGUCCCGUAUUAUCGGCAUACGGCCCCCAGUUAUUGGCCACCUUACUAUUUUGUUCAAUUACAAGAUAUAUCCGUUUGUUCAAAAAAGAGACACCAACCACGUACCCGAAGUGUUUACUAGAUAGUUGACUAGUUGGCUAGCCUUCCGGUAAAAAAUAAUGACUUGCCUAUCAACUUUUCAUUGCGUAGUCCGGUGCGCCCUCCUGUGGACUCUUAAAAAAUGGUUAUUUACCAACCAGUGUUGUAACCAAAUAAUGUCUCAUCAUUUGUUUUACAGAUUAAUCUUAUGUUUUGAGAAAGUAGAUAACAGUUGAAUACUAAAAUAUGAGUAUUAAUAAUUUACAUCAAAUAAAACUUUAAUUUCAGUAAUGUGCAUUGACAUAAACAAUGAAAACACUGUUGGAGUUUGUGUUGCAGAGAUGCACUUGGAAAGUAAAGGAAGAAAUACACAAGAUGGGGUCAAUAAAUACAGUGGGGAAAAAAAGUAUUUAGUCAGCCACCAAUUGUGCAAGUUCUCCCACUUAAAAAGAUGAGAGAGGCCUGUAAUUUUCAUCAUAGGUACACGUCAACUAUGACAGACAAAUUGAGGAAAAGAAAUCCAGAAAAUCACAUUGUAGGAUUUUUAAUGAAUUUAUUUGCAAAUUAUGGUGGAAAAUAAGUAUUUAGUCAAUAACAAAAGUUUCUCAAUACUUUGUUAUAUACCCUUUGUUGGCAAUGACACAGGUCAAACGUUUUCUGUAAGUCUUCACAAGGUUUUCACACACUGUUGCUGGCAUUUUGGCCCAUUCCUCCAUGCAGAUCUCCUCUAGAGCAGUGAUGUUUUGGGGCUGUCGCUGGGCAACACAGACUUUCAACUCCCUCCAAAGAUUUUCUAUGGGGUUGAAAUCUGGAGACUGGCUAGGCCACUCCAGGACCUUGAAAUGCUUCUUACGAAGCCACUCCUUCGUUGCCUGGGCGGUGUGUUUGGGAUCAUUGUCAUGCUGAAAGCCCCAGCCACGUUUCAUCUUCAAUGCCCUUGCUGAUGGAAGGAGGUUUUCACUCAAAAUCUCACGAUACAUGGCUCCAUUCAUUAUUUCCUUUACACGUAUCAGUCGUCCUGGUCCCUUUGCAGAAAAACAGCCCCAAAGCAUGAUGUUUCCACCCCCAUGCUUCACAGUAGGUAUGGUGUUCUUUGGAUGCAACUCAGCAUUCUUUGUCCUCCAAACACGACAAGUUCUAUUUUGGUUUCAUCUGACCAUAUGACAUAUGACAUUCUCCCAAUCCUCUUCUGGAUCAUCCAAAUGCACUCUAGCAAACUUCAGACGGGCCUGGACAUGUACUGGCUUAAGCAGGGGGACACGUCUGGCACUGCAGGAUUUGAGUCCCUGGCGGCGUAGUGUGUUACUGAUGGUAGGCUUUGUUACUUUGGUCCCAGCUCUCUGCAGGUCAUUCACUAGGUCCCCCCGUGUGGUUCUGUGAUCAUUUUGACCCCACAGGGUGAGAUCUUGCGUGGAGCCCCAGAUCGAGGGAGAUUAUCAGUGGUCUUGUAUGUCUUCCAUUUCCUAAUAAUUGCUCCCACAGUUGAUUUCUUCAAACCAAGCUGCUUACCUAUUGCAGAUUCAGUCUUCCCAGCCUGGUGCAGGUCUACAAUUUUGUUUCUGGUGUCCUUUGACAGCUCUUUGGUCUUGGCCAUAGUGGAGUUUGGAGUGUGACUGUUUGAGGUUGUGGACAGGUGUCUUUUAUACUGAUAACAAGUUCAAACAGGUGCCAUUAAUACAGGUAACGAGUGGAGGACAGAGGAGCCUCUUAAAGAAGAAGUUACAGGUCUGUGAGAGCCAGAAAUCUUGCUUGUUUGUAGGUGACCAAAUACUUAUUUUCCACCAUCAUUUGCAAAUAAAUUCAUAAAAAAUCCUACAAUGUGAUUUUCUGGAUUUUUUCCCCUCAAUUUGUCUGUCAUAGUUGACGUGUACCUACGAUGAAAAUUACAGGCCUCUCUCAUCUUUUUAAGUGGGAGAACUUGCACAAUUGGUGGCUGACUAAAUACUUUUUUUCCCCACUGUAUGUAAAGAGAGAUUUUUUUUUUUUACAUUGCUGUUUUAUAAAACAGAUAACAGUCAUUUUUUUUGUAAUUUAACAUGUGUUUACCUGUGGAGGUGGCUGUAUUCAAAUUGCAGGGAGCAGGGACACCAGACGAGGCUGCUAUGGUGUUGUGACCAGGGGAGACGGAGGAGGCAGUUGGUCCAGAGGAGGCCGUGUUGGUGGUGACAGACAGGGGGGGUGGUGUGCAUCGUGGUGGUGGUGGACAAAACCGCCGACGAUGGCUUGGAGGAGCUGGUGUUUGUAAUGGUGGGGUUGAGAGGCCGACGAUGGUGUGGCCGGGAGAGUAGGCACGUAGCCUUCUUCUGCAGCUGGGGACUCCGGCGUCUCCUACAGGUGUUGCACACUGGGAGGCACAGGCAGUGGUGAUGCAGCUGUCAGGAGUGGUUCCAGCAGGGGGUCCAGCAGAGGCGAUGGCGUCAAUGGUCACAUCCAUGGCAGCCCUCUCCUGUGCCCUCUGUGUUCUGAGGGCUGCCCAACGCUCUUUCUCCUCUGCCUCGGCCCUCUCCUUCUCACCCCUCUCCUGUCACUGGCGCGUGUAUUCCUCCCCGGUGAGGCAUGUGGCGACCACAGGGAGUAUCUAGCCGAUACUUAAGGACAGUAAGGAUGUGCCCCAGGUCCUUCGCUAUCAGCCCCCCCUCUAUUAGGGGGGUGCUCUUCUAGAGCUAGGGCUGGGACUGGAGCAGGGGCUUGGACUGGAGCAGGGGCUGAGGGUCCUCCUGUGGUCACUGGGGAGGAGGUGCUGAUGGACGGCACAGUGCUGCUGGUUCCAGGAGAGGCGGUGGUGGGACCCGGAAGGGACCGAGAUGGCAUUAAACGGGACCCUUCAAUGGCUGAAGGGUCAAAAGGGAAGAGGCCACACUUCUUAAACCCUUCCACCACAUAGCGCAUGUCCUUGCAGCGCUGGUACGGGUAGCGGAAUACUCUGGCAAAUUCUUUAAAGGGCCAAAGUAUGCCACGUCCCACGGCUGCAGGACAUGGGUGCAGUGUGGUGAAAGAUAAAGAAGUAUAACCCCUUCCCUUAGUGCCGCCGCGAGCACCUCUGGGUCCAUGUGGCUCUUGUGCCCAUCGAAGAGGAGAAAGAGAGGGCGCUCCUUCACUGCAUGCUUAAUGAAGUGCUAAAACCACUUCCUGAACAGGUCCCUGUCAAUGUAGCCACUGUUUGACCGUCCAUACAAGGCUUGGGGGGGGGGGGGCCUCCCAGUGUGUAGUGGCCACCGGGGAAACACUUGGGGUAGAUGAUAAAUGGGGGGACAUCCACCCCAGCUGCAUUGAAGCAGGCCAGCACUGUGAUGUGCUCCUUGGUCCCCAGACUCAUCGCAGUUAUAGAUUUGUCUGGGUUUCUCCCUCAACCCACUCUCCUCCAAGUGCUUCUCAUAAGAAGUGAAGAAGGUGUCCAUCAUCGGACGUGUGGCACACUCAGCUCUCCCCCUGUCCAGGGUGUCCGGCCUCCUCAUGCUCAGGUUCUUGUGCCUCCUCCUGAACAUUUCCCACCACCUCUUCCCCAGUGGUGGGAUUGUUUCCCCUGGGUGCCGAAACCUACAAUAGAAGAGAAUAUGUAAUUGUCCAUCCAGGAUGAACAUUUUUGUUUUGGCAUCACCAUACACAUCCACAUUUACAUCACACACAUUGAGAACAGUCAGUCCAGCAUUCUACAUACAUAAACACAUAGAACACCAAAUACCUGCGUAUUUUGUUGAAGUAUUUCAUCAGCCUCUGUCUGGUAAAGGGGAACCCAUGGCUGGCGCAGUAGAUACAGUACUGCACCAGACAAUUGUCAAGCAAUGUGGGUGGUCCACUGCGACAACCAUGGGUCACCCGGCCGCUCAGCCUGUCCGCCAGGGUCUGCUGAGGUACACCAUGCACCUUGGUAGAUAAGAAAAGAAAACUGUUACUAGCAGAUAAAAUUCACAUACACAUGGUAAUCUCCUAAAAACAAAAGAUGCCUAACCUUGGCAGCCUGGCGGAUAGCCAUCCCUGCCCCGCAGUCCUCCAUGGCAUGGAACAUGUCCACUUCACUCCACUGCUUCCUCUUGACUUUCUCCAUGCUGUGGUGGUAAAUACAUGUAGCUAAAUAACUUGGCAUACUAUAUACAUUUUAGAAAGAUAACUCGAUCUGAAUAUGUAUAAACAUUUACAUUUCAAAGCUAAGGCAUUGAAAAGUGAUGAAAGUUGUUUGAUGUUAUCGGUCAUUAAAAUUAGUGUCCCAAUUAGUUUAAUAUUGAUGCAUAGAUUGUAACAGACUAAAUACUGCCUAUAUGUAGCUGUUGUAAGAUUAAACAUAGCCAACAGUGAUAGGUGUCAAAAAGAUAAUGGUUCAAAGUUCAAAAUAAAUUUUUGCAGAUUGUUUAAAACGCCGCCGUCAAAGGACUCCAAUUCUGAAAAGGUCAAGCUUGACAACAUUCAGCUGUUUUCGUGAUAUGUAUUAUCUAAUGCUUACAAUUUCUUUCAUUUUUGCUUACUUAGCAGUUCUAUCAACAUUUAGCAACUAAGCCAGCAACAUUAGAAAGUCUGUUAGCUAUAUUUCAGAGGUAAAAAGUUGGAUAUUAAAUUAGGUGUGGUCUGUCGCGCAGUCGAAUUUUACAAUAUACAGCGUGUCCCACAAAAUAUGUAUGUAUAUAACUUUUUUGAAAACUCUCAAAACCAAACUUAACUUACAAAAAUUGCACUGAAAAUCGGCUAGCUAGAAGGGUGUCUUUAGUCGCAAAACUUACCAUUAUUUUCCAGUCCAUUUAAAUGUUGAACUCGAGGUGAUUUAGUCCUCCAACCGCUAGAGAGUGUCCGAAGUUAGGGGGUGUCCGAUGUUGGGAGAAAAUUAGCUAAGUGUAUAUAGGCUAUGUGCAGCACUUCGUUUUAAGCAUCAAUUUAUCGACUCAGUUAUUGUUUUCUUGCUCAAACAACGAACAACACCUGUCAAACUCAGACAUUUCUCUCUAAACACAGGGAUGUUGAUUCACACUGGACUAUAUUCUCAGAGGACCUUGGAGUUACAGUGAGGGAAAAAAGUAUUUGAUCCCCUGCUGAUUUUGUACGUUUGCCCACUGACAAAUAAAUGAUCAGUCUAUAAUUUUAAUGGUAGGUUUAUUUGAACAGUGAGAGACAGAAUAACGCAUGUCAAAAAUGUUAUAAAUUGAUUUGCAUUUUAAUGAGGGAAAUAAGUAUUUGACCCCCUCUCAAUGAGAAAGAUUUCUGGCUCCCAGGUGUCUUUUAUACAGGUAACGAGCUGAGAUUAGGAGCACACUCUUAAAGGGAGUGCUCCUAAUCUCAGUUUGUUACCUGUAUAAAAGACACCUGUCCACAGAAGCAAUCAAUCAUUCAGAUUCCAAAUUCUUCACCAUUGCCAAGACCAAAGAGCUCUCCAAGGAUGUCAGGGACAAGAUUGUAGACCUACACAAGGCUGGAAUGGGCUACAAGACCUGAAGGUGACAAUAGUUGGUGCGAUUAUUCGCAAAUGGAAGAAACACAAAAUAACUGUCAAUCUCCCUCGGCCUGGGGCUCCAUGCAAGAUCUCACCUCGUGGAGUUGCAAUGAUCAUGAGAACGGUGAGGAAUCAGCCCAGAACUACACGGGAGAAUCUUGUCAAUGAUCUCAAGGCAGCUGGGACCAUAGUCACCAAGAAAACAAUUGGUAACACACUACGCCGUGAAGGACUAAAAUCCUGCAGUGCCCGCAAGGUCCCCCUGCUCAAGAAAGCACAUAUACAGGGCUGUCUGAAGUUUGCCAAUGAACAUCUGAAUGAUUCAGAGGAGAACUGGGUGAAAGUGUUGUGGUCAGAUGAGACCAAAAUCGAGCUCUUUGGCAUCAACUCAACUCGCCGUGUUUGGAGGAGGAGGAAUGCUGCCUAUGACCCCAAGAACACCAUCCCCACUGUCAAACAUGGAGGUGGAAACAUUAUGCUUUGGGGGUGUUUUUCUGCUAAAGGGACAGGACAACUUUACCACAUCAAAGGGACGAUUAACGGGGCCAUGUACCGUCAAAUAUUGGGUGAGAACCUCCUUCCCUUAGCCAGGGCAUUGAAACUGGGUCGUGGAUGGGUAUUCUAGCAUGACAAUAACCCAAAACACACGGCCAAGGCAAAAAAGGAGUCGCUCAAGAAGAAGCACAUUAAGGUCCUGGAGUGGGCUAGCCAGUCUCCAGACCUUAAUCCCAUAGAAAAUCUGUGGAGGGAGCUGAAGGUUCGAAUUGCCAAACAUCAGCCUCGAAACCUUAAUGACUUGGAGAAGAUCUGCAAAGAGGAGUGGAACAAAAUCCCUCCUGAGAUGUGUGCAAACCUGGUGGCCAACUACAAGAAACGUUUGACCUCUGUGAUUGCCAACAAGGGUUUUGCCACCAAGUACUGAGUCAUGUUUUGCAGAGGGGUCAAAUACUUAUUUCCCUCAUUAAAAUGCAAAUCAAUUUAUAACAUUUUUGACAUGCGUUUUUCUGGAUUUUAUUGUUGUUAUUCUGUCUCUCACUGUUCAAAUAAACCUACCAUUAAAAUGAUAGACUGAUCAUCUCUUUGUCAGUGGGCAAACGUACAAAAUCAGCAGGGGAUCAAAUACUUUUUUCCCCCUCACUGUAAACGAAAAACAGUGUGUUCUUCCGGCUGGAAUUAUUACUCUCCUGCUAUGUAAAAAUGACCGACAUGGCAGAUUCGGAUAGGACACAGUCAUGCACGUAAUUAGGCUUAAAUAACCCUAUAUCCCCCAGUAAAACGAAUCCCUUGUGAAUAGGGUUUAUAGACUAGAAAUUGCAAGAACAGAUCGCUUUGUGUUCAUACAGUGGGGUCUGAAAUGAUUGUAUAUGUUAACAGAAUGUGUAAUUCAGCCUAUCAAACACAAAAAUGAUGUUUCAAGUGAGAAUUAGGAAGGUGGUCUGAUUUUGUUUUACAAAAAAAGUAGUGUGUAGUUCCAGUAAUUAGCUACACCGCUACAUGGCUAAAAAGUAAUUAACAAUUGAAAACACUACCUAGAUUAGAAUUUAGUUCAACUACCACCAAGCUACUGCAAAAUGUAGCUAAAUUACUAGUUGAAUUAGUAGUUCACUACUAAUGUUGCUCACUACUUCCCAACACUGGAAUAUACAGAAACAACCUUGAAUGUGGGCUAUUGCUGGGGUAUUGCUGAAACCAGGCUAAAGCGAAAGAGCCAUGCCAUAUCCUGUGUCUUCCCCUUGUGGCUGAGGGGUGUUAGUGCAGGUGUGUUCGAUCCAGCCUGCGUAGACUCCUACAGACCCAUUCACCCUAGUCUGAAAAAUGUCACAAUCCUCCUCCCACUGACACACAGGGUCUGGGCUAAAUAUAACAUCACACACACACACACAGGUAAAAUACCUGGGGAGAAGGACUGAGAGUUAGAGAGAGAGAGAGAGAGAGAGAGAGAGAGAGAGAGAGAGAGAGAGAGGGAGAGAGAGGGAGAGAGAGACACAUGUGUCCAAACACACACACACACACACACAUCAAUUGGUGAACAGGGUGAGAUAGACAAAUACCAUUGAAAAUGAAUAAUAGCCUCUCCAUCCUUCCAUCAGUACGUGAAUAUUUCUCAUUCACAAAGGUCAGCUGUCAAAACUGAUUGGAUUGAACUGACUCCCUAAGUGGCCAAGCCAACAAUGAUAAGUCAUUCCUACUGCAUACAGUGGGAAGAAAAAGUAUAUGAACCCUUUGGAAUUACCUGGAUUUCUGCAGAAAUGUGUCAUACAUUUUGAUCUGAUCUUCAUCUAAGUCACAACAAUAGACAAACACAGUCUGCUUAAACUAAUAACACACAAAUUAUUGUAUUUUUCGUGUCUAUAUUGAAUACAUCAUUCAAACAUUCACAGUGUAGGUUGGAAAAAGUAUGUGAACCCCUAGGCUAAUGACUUCUCCAAAAGCUAAUUGGAGUCAGGAGUCAGCUAACCUGGAGUCCAAUCAAUGAGACGAGAUUGGAGAUGUUGGUUAGAGCUGCCCUGCCCUGUAAAAAACACUCACAAAAUGUGAGUUUGCUAUUCACAAGAUGCAUUGCCUGAUGUGAAACAUGCCUCGAACAAAAGAGAUCUCAGAAGACCUAAGAUUAAGAAUUGUUGACUUGCAUAAAGCUGGAAAGGGUUAGAAAAGUGUCUCUAAAAGCCUUGAUGUUCAUCAGUCCAUGGUACGACAAAUUGUCUAUAAAUGGAGAAAGUUCAGCACUGUUGCUACUCUCCCUAGGAGUGGCCGUCCUGCAAAGAUGACUGCAAGAGCACAGUGCAGAAUGCUCAAUGAGGUUUAGAAGAAUCCUAGAGUGUCAGCUAAAGACUUACAGAAAUCUCUGGAUCAUGCUAACAUUUCUGUUGACGAGUCUACGAUACGUAAAACACUAAACAAGAAAGGUGUUCAUGGGAGGACACCACGGAAGAAGCCACUGCUGUCCAAAAAAACCCAUUGCUGCACGUCUGAAGUUCGCAAAAGAGCACCUGGAUGUUCCACAGCACGACUGGCAAAAUAUUCUGUGAUCAGAUGAAUCUAAAGUUGAGUUGUUUGGAAGGAACACACAACACUAUGUGUGGAGAAAAAAAGGCACAACACACCAACAUCAAAACCUCAUCAAAACUGUAAAGUAUGGUGGAGGAAGCAUCAUGGUUUGGUGCUGCCUCAGGGCCUGGACAGCUUUGUAUCAUCGACGGAAAAAUGAAUUCCCAAGUUUAUCAAGACAUUUUGCAGGAGAAUGUAAGGCUAUCUGUCCGCCAAUUGAAGCUCAACAGAAGUUAGGUGAUGCAACAGGACAACAACCCAAAACACAGAAGUGAGUCAACAACAGAAUGGCUUCAACCGAAGAAAAUACACCUUCUGGAGUGGCCCAGUUAGAGUCCUGACCUCAACCCGAUUGAGAUGCUGUGGCAUGACCUCAAGAGAGCGGUUCACACCAGACAUCCCAAGAAUAUUGCUGAACUGAAACUGUUUUGUAAAGAGGAAUGGUCCAAAAUUCCUCCUGACCGUUGUGCAGGUCUGAUCCGCAACUACAGAAAACGUUUGGUUGAGGUUAUUGCUGUCAAAGGAGGGUCAACCAGUUAUUAAAUCCAAGGGUUCACAUACUUUUCCCACCCUGCACUGUGAAUGUUUACACAGUGUGUUCAAUAAAGACAUGAAAACAUAUAAUUGUUUGUGUGUUAUUAGUUUAAGCAGACUGUGUGUGUCUAUUGUUGUGACUUAGAUGAAGAUCAGAUCAACUUCUAUGACCAACUUAUGCAGACAUCCAGGUAAUUCCAAUGGGUUCACAUACUUUUUCUUGCCACUGUAUAUUGUCCAGACCAGCUCUCAGAAUCAGAAUCACAUUUAUUCGCCAAGUACAUUUUACUUGGUGAUAUGGUGCUGCUAGUGAUAGACCAUUUUUAGAGACAGAAUACCGACAGUGGAGUUCAAACAAAGUGUACAUACAGUUGAAGUCGGAAGUUUACAUUCACCUUAGCCAAAUACAUUUAAACUCAGUUUUUCACAAUACCUGACAUUUAAUCCUAGUAAAAAUUCCCUGUUUUAGGUCAGUUAGGAUCACCACUAUAUUUUAAGAACAUGAAAUGUCAGAAUAAUAGUAGAGAGAAUGAUUUAUUUCAGACCAGAGGACAUUUCUCCAAAAAGUAAGAUAUUUUUCCUCAUAUGCAGUUGCAAACCGUAGUCUGGCUUUUUUAUGGCGAUUUUGGAGCAGUGGCUUCUUCCUUGCUGAGCAGCCUUUCAGGUUAUGUCGAUAUAGGACUCGUUUUACUGUGGAUAUGGAUACUUUUGUACCUGUUUCCUCCAGCAUCUUCACAAGGUCCUUUGCUAUUGUUCUGGGAUUGAUUUGCACUUUUCGCACCAAAGUACGCUCAUCUCUAGGAGACAGAACGCGUCUCCUUCCUGAGCGGUAUGACGGCUGCGUGGUCCCAUGGUGUUUAUACUUGCGUACUAUUUUUUGCACAGAUGAACGUGGUACCUUCAGGCAUUUGGAAAUUGCUCCCAAGGAUGAACCAGAGUUGUGGAGAUCUACAAUAAUUUUUCUGAGGUCUUGGCUGAUUUCUUUUGAUUUUCCCAUGAUGUCAAGCAAAGAGGCACUGAGUUUGAAAGUAGGCUUUGAAAUACAUCCACAGGUACACCUCCAAUUGACUCAAAUGAUGUCAAUUAGCCUAUCAGAAGCUUCUAAAGCCAUGACAUCAUUUUCUGGAAUUUUCUAAGCUGUUUAAAGGCACAGUCAACUUAGUGUAUUUAAACUUCUGACCCACUGGAAUUGUGAUACAGUGAAUUCUAAGUGAAAUAAUCUGUCUGUAAACAAUUGUUGGAAAAAUUACUUGUGUCAUGCACAAAGUAGAUGUCCUAACCGACUUGCCAAAACUAUAGUUUGUUAAAAAAUUGUGGAGUGGUUGAAAAACAAGUUUUAAUGACUCCAACCUAAGUGUAUGUAAACUUCUGACGUCAACUGUACAUUAGUUCAUUCUGGGAGAAAGAAAUCCACAUUUUUGUUGUGAUCCAAAAGUGAACAAACAAACAAAGUAAACAGCGACCAAAACCCAGGGACUGCCUCACCAGGCACCUGUUUAGGUUUGGAGGGCGGGUCUCUAAUAUACUGGUGUUUAGCCUUCAGUACAGAUCAGACUAACUGGAUGUGGGCCAUCAGAGCUCUACAUUCUGGAUGAAAGACGGACAGAGUGAGGGAUAGACAGUGAGGAAUGGGUCCUCAGAUCCUCAAAAAAUUCUACAGCUGCACCAUCGAGAGCAUCCUGACUGGUUGCAUCACCGCCUGGUAUGGCAACUGCUUGGCCUCCGACCGCAAGGCACUACAGAGGGUAGUGCGUACGGCCCAGUACAUCACUGGGGCAAAGCUUCCUGCCAUCCAGGACCUCUAUACCAGGCGGUGUCAGAGGAAGGCCCUCAAAAUUGUCAAAGACUCCAGCCACCCUAGUCAUAGACUGUUCUCUCUGCUACCGCACGGCAAGCGGUACCGGAGUGCCAAGUCUAGGUCCAAAAGACUUCUCAACAGCUUCUACCCCCAAGCCAUAAGACUCCUGAACAGCUAAUCAUGGCUACCCGGACUAUUUGCACUGCCCCCCCCACCCCAUCCUUUUUACGCUGCUGCUACUCUGUUAAGUAUUUAUGCAUAGUCACUUUAACUCUACCCACAUGUACAUAUUACCUCAACUACCUCAACUAGCCGGUGCCCCCGCACAUUGACUCUGCAACGGUACCCCCCUGUAUAUAUAGCCUCCCUACUGUCACUUUAUUUUACUUCUGCUCUUUUUUUUCUCAACACUUUUUUUUGUUGUUGUUUUAUUUUAACUUUUUUUGUUUAAAAUAAAUGCACUGUUGGUUAAGGGCUGUAAGUAAGCAUUUCACUGUAAUGUCUGCACCUGUUGUAUUCGGCGCAUGUGACCAAUACAAUUUGAUUUGAUUUGAUUUGAUUUGACAGAGGGAUUCAGUGAGCGAGAGGGAGAAAGUGUGUGUGAGAGAGAGAGAGAGAGAGAGAGAAAUUAAACAUUCAAAUUAGAGUAAGUGACUAUAACACUCUAACAACAUAUUUCUGAGACUGCAUCAAGGUUAUUAUAGUAAACUAAAACUUCAACAAAAACGAAUCAUGAAAAAACAAUUUAGUAAACUGAAAUAAAACAAUUAACAAACCCGUUUGAAAAACUAAAACUAUACUGAAAUUAUUAUCUUUGACUUCAAAACUAACUAAAAUAAAAAAUAAAAACCACCAUGAAUUAUGUUCAGUUUUAGUUUUUUUCUAAACUUUGGGCAAAAAUUUAAUCUGGUUUUCAAUGGGGGUUUCAAUGGGGUUUUAAGCUUUUGGGAGUUUUCAAGCUAUUGAAUCUGGCGAGUUAAUAUGUGGAUGGUGUUGUUUCAAAUAAGACUACCUUGUGCAUCGCAAUCACUAGCUAACAGAGGAUAAAAUCUAGGUAGCUAACUUGAUUCUUCUUACAUGUACUACUAAAGUUAAAAAGCAUUGGAUUGGUGUAAUGUAGUCCCCCUGUAGCUCAGUUGGUAGAACAUGGCGCUUGCAAUGCCAGGGUUGUGGGUUCAUUUCUCAAGGGGGGCCAGUAUGAAAAUGUAUGCACUCACUAACUGUAAGUUGCUCUGGAUAAGAGCGUCUGCUAAAUGACUAAAAUGUAAACAUGGGCGAGAGAGUUUCUUUCGACAACAUUUUUUGCACCUGUCUCGGCUCUAUUCCUUUUAAAUCUAAGUCACAUUUAGAUUAACUUUUGGCCAUGAGGCUCUUUAUCUACUUCCCCAGAGUCAGAUGAACUUGUCAAUACCAUUUUUAUGCAUCUAUGUGCAGUUUGAAGGAAGCUGCUAACUAGCAUUCGCACAAUUGCUUUGUGCUAAUGCUAGUUAGCAUUGGCUUGCAAAACUAGCUUUAAAUUCGUUCAUACUGGACGUAGAUACAUAAAAAUGGUAUCCACAAGUUCAUCUGAAGUUCAAAAUUCCAAACUAUAUAUAAAAUAUAAUAUAAAAACUAAAUAGUAGCAUUUUUAUACAACUACUACUAAAUAAGAACUAGCAAAUCAGGUCUGAAAACUAAACGGAAUUUUAAAAAAACGUAUAUAAAACACAAAGCUAUAAUAACCUUCAUACCAAUCAGUCAGUAUUACUUCUCACACAAUCCUCACUAUUAGAGUCAAACCCAAACAUUAGCAUGGAAUUUAUAAAUGGGUUUAAAUAGGUUGAAACUUAAUCGACUACAGUAACACGAAAGAGGGCCCAAGCCAACAUACACGAUCUCCCAGUUUUAGGCCUGAUACUCUAUGUCAUACUGUAGCUGGGUCUUAAUGGAGCACAGCAGAGGCUGCUGAGGGGUGGACAGCUCAUAAUAAUGGCUGGAAUGGAAUUGCAUCAAACACAUGGAAACCAUGUGUUUGAUACCAUUCUUCCUAUUCCGCUCCAGCCAUUACCACGAGCACAUCCUCCCCAAUGAAGGUGCCACCAACCUCCUGUGAUGGAGCACCCUCAUAGGAAGAUGUGUGAGGGUUCGCAGUAGAAGGUCAUCUACUCCAUACUGGCCCCCCCGUGGGAAUCGAACCCACAACCCUGGCGUUGCAAGCGCCAUGCUCUACCAACUGAGCUACAGGAGGCCUAGCUAACAUCAAAGGGCUAGAUAACAGUUGGCCCAGCCAAGACUUGCUCCUGCCUCCCUAUAUUGAGUAAAAUUGCUAUUUGUCACUUUCUGAUGUUGCUCCCUUUGCUGUUUGAAAGCCAAGGUCAAGUGUAGUCAGUCAGCAGUGUUGUUGUAAGAUUGAGCAUGUUUAAAAAGAACAUCCUGCAAUAUAAAUUCCUUUUACAUUUUCUAUUGUUUAAAAACGAUGGCACAUUGGUUGAGUGACUGGUGGUGGUUCAUAACCACAAAAUGCAUGUUGGUUGCAUUACACUUUAGUGUCCAGCAGGUGGAGGCAGAGCAAUGCAAAGGUCUACCAGGGUAUGAAUCCACUUUCAUAGUACCAGUCAUAGGCCUAUGGAUUUUAUUGCCAUGUCUGAAUGUUUGAUUGUUUGCAUUGUGCAUUUGAUUCACUUGAUUAAAUGAUUGACUUUGUGAUCAAUUGAUCAACUAACUGAUUGUCUAACAGACUUCUCCUCUGGUGUCUUCCCUAGGCCAUGGCCGUGCCUCCCUUCUCCGCCCCCCUCCCUCUCCUCGUGGCUCUGCUUCAGUUUACAGUACUACCUCUUGUCCACGCGGGGGCGUACUACAGACACAAGCAGCACCCUCAGCAGCACCAGGCCAUGCCACACCUGUCCCACAUGGGCAUAGGGGGUAAGGAGCAGCAACCUCAGCAGCAUUGGCCGGGAAAAGAGAUACCCCACAUGCAGUACCCCCAGUACAGAAAAGAGAUCCCCCAGAUGUCCAUGCACAUGGGCAAGGCGAACCCCCACAAAGGUGGAGUAGUCAACGGUGGACAGGACAAAGGUGAGACCGAAGCGCUCAAAUUACAUGUGGCUCUGGUCAAAAGUAGGCCAGUAGUAUGUUGCUUAUAUUAAGAUCAUGUCAAUCUUCAAUGUUCAUUACCUAACCCAACUCUAGUUAGGACACACACACACACACUGCCAUCUUGGAAUGUUUAGACUGAAUGGACAUUUCAUCCCCCACAGGUCAGACCAUCCCCAGUGGGGCAGUGGGAGGUCUCCCCGGAGGUCUGCCAGGAGAGCAGGGCCCAGCUGGGCCUCCCGGACCUGAGGGUCCCUUUGGGCCUCCAGGACCUCCCGGGGAAGGACAGCCAGGAAGUGAAGGAAAACCAGGCCCCGCUGGUCCCCCAGGAUUCCCUGCAGUAGGAAAACCAGGACUCACAGGAAUACCAGGCAAGCCAGGCGGCAUGGGAGAGCCAGGACUACCUGGAGAGCUGGGCCCCAGCGGCGGAGAGGGUCCGAUGGGGCAGCCAGGGCCUCAGGGGUCCCCUGGUCCUCCAGGUCUUCCAGGGAUAGGAAAACCAGGGGUUGGGGGGUUUCCAGGACAACCAGGACCCAGAGGAGACCCAGGACACAAGGGCCUGCCAGGACUACCAGGAUUACCAGGACCCAAGGGUGACAAGGGGAUCGGACAGCCAGGACAGCCAGGCCACAAAGGACUAGCAGGACCUCCUGGACCUCCAGGCCAGGGAGGGAUGCCUGGUGUGGGCAAGCCUGGAAUGAAUGGCAUGUCAGGGCCACCAGGAGGACCAGGGAAACCAGGCCCCCCUGGAGAGCAGGGGCUGGCUGGACCAGCAGGAGAGGGCGGAGAGCCCGGUCCACCAGGGCUGCCCGGCCAGGGUAAACCUGGCCAGAACGGUCUGCCGGGACAACCAGGGAUGCCCGGUGGAAAAGGGCAUCCAGGCCCUCCAGGUUUGCCGGGGAAACCUGGAUUGCCAGGAUUCGGAAAACCAGGAUUCCCAGGACCAAAGGGAGAUAAGGGGAUGGGUGGGAUGCCCGGAGGCCCAGGACCAAAGGGAGACAAAGGCCAUGGAGGACUGCCUGGUAUGCUAGGACAGCCUGGACCAAUUGGACCAGCUGGUCCUCCUGGUCCUAUGGGACCCCCUGGAGGUCUGGGCCAACCAGGGCCAAAAGGCGAGGCUGGAGAGGGAGGGCAUAAGGGGUUGUCUGGUGGGCAAGGGAAGCCUGGUCCUCCUGGACUGCCUGGUCAGAAUGGCUUCCCUGGAGAUGGAGGAGAGCCAGGGCCAAGGGGUCCCCCCGGGCCUGUAGGACCCCAAGGGGAAGGCGGACACAAAGGGUUACCAGGCGGCCCUGGCAUUCCAGGCCUACCUGGGCCAAAGGGAGAGGGAGGACUUCCAGGUGAGAAGGGUCCCCAAGGUCCAAAAGGCAUUCCAGGUCUGGGAGGUGCAGGUGGGCCAAUCGGACCUCCUGGUGCCCCUGGAACUAAAGGUGACAGUGGACCACCUGGUCUUCUCGGCGUUGAUGGUAAGGGAAACCCAGGUGUCCCUGGUCCUCUUGGACCUCCAGGUAAAGAAGGUCCUGAAGGACCACCGGGAAACCCAGGCCAGCCAGGUCCACCUGGUCCCCCAGGCCCUCCCGGACCCACCGAUAUGGGAGCAGUCCUCCCUGAGAUGGGUAUUCCUCCUGGGCUGGACGGAGUCAAGACCGCCGGCUAUGGCAAGAAGGGCAAAUAUGGAGGAAACGGCGAAGAGGUGAUGGGCCCCAACGGCCUGGAGAUGCCCGCGUUCACGGCUCUGGUGACCACGCCCUUCCCACCUGUGGGCACGCCUGUGGUGUUCGACAAGAUCCUGUACAACGGCCGUCAGAACUAUAACCCCCAGACAGGCGUGUUCACCUGUGACAUGCCCGGGAUCUACUACUUUGCCUACCACAUCAGCUGCAAAGGGGCCAACGUGUGGGUGGCGCUGAUGAGGAACGAUGAGCCUGUGAUGUACACGUAUGACGAGUAUAAGAAGGGCUUCCUGGAUCAGGCGUCGGGGAGCGCAGUGUUACCUCUACAGCCCGGGGACACUGUGUACCUCCAGCUACCCUCAGACCAGGCCGCAGGACUAUACGCUGGCCAAUACGUCCACUCCUCCUUCUCUGGAUACUUGUUGUACCCCAUGUAAGAACACCAAACUUUAGAGAGGAAGAGACGGUCAAAAAGAGAGAGAAUGUUGGAGAAAUGUAAACAUUGAUUAUAGAAUUCUUUAAAUUGAUAUGUUGUUUUAAAAACAUCAACUAUCUAUUGAGAUUGACGCUGUUGAGAUCGACAGUGAUGGGUUGGACAAUUCGGACCAUCCCCGGGAAAUUCUGAGAGAGGAGUGUUUGUGAGGGUACAUAUAUACCGUUUUUAAUAGCAAUUUAUGUUGGAGAACAAAGAUUUCUGUAUCUAUCUACUGCUCUGAGGACUUGUCACAACAACACCGCAUUAAAAGAUGCCAUUACAGCAACUGGGUUCAUUUAUUGUGAAUUGUGGUCAUAUGUAUUGGUUUGAUUUAAAGUACAGCACAGACUGAUGUGGAGACUGUAGAAGAAAGAGUGGGACAUCUGAGGUAUAUAUUUUGUAUUGUGUUUUCCCAAGCUCCUACAUGUUCCUUUGCAAACUGG
Molecule: messenger RNA, 22702 nt
Organism: Coregonus sp. 'balchen'
Lineage: Eukaryota; Metazoa; Chordata; Actinopteri; Salmoniformes; Salmonidae
Source: the annotation of a GenBank genome assembly